Molecule: messenger RNA, 1726 nt
Organism: Fonticula alba
Lineage: Eukaryota; Rotosphaerida; Fonticulaceae
Exons: 5
Coding region: 190-1647 (485 amino acids)
Biological process (GO): protein K63-linked deubiquitination
Cellular component (GO): endosome; membrane
Molecular function (GO): K63-linked deubiquitinase activity; metallopeptidase activity; protein binding
Source: RefSeq, a predicted model, not a curated record
GAGCGCCGCGCUACACACGCACACACGCGCGCGGGGGCGGCAUUUUUGCGCGUCCGCGAUCCUGCGCCCGCCGAGCCCCGGCACCCGGCAUCCCCUCCCCGAUCUUGAGCCUGCAUCUCCCCUGCUGCUCGUAUUUCUCCCUGUCUCUCUCCCUUUUUCUUUCCCCCUCCCCCCCCCCUUUACACACACAUGCACCCCAUCAUCCAGGAUCUCAACCGGCGCGGGCGGCUAUCCAAUGAGGAGCUGAACCGCGUGUCGCAGAUGAAGCCGGACCGCCUGCUGGACACGAUCGAGACCAUGGGCCGGCGCAUUGACAUCUGCAUGAAGUCCCCGGCCCUCUACUCGGAGGGUUAUGUGCUGAUCAUCCGCCAUCUGACCCUUGUCAUCCUGGCCCGUAAGAUGACCCUCCCACAUGAGCAUGUCAACCGUCUACUGGCCCAGCGCCGGCAAGCGGACUUCCUGUCCAGCUACCUCGAGGAGCUUGGGAACAAGGUCAUCGAGUUUGUGGAUAAGGUGCGCGAGCGCCAGCGCCAGCAAGCCGAGGCCAAGGCCAAGGAGGAGCGCGAGGCCCAGGAGGCCUCGAAGCAGUCGCUCAGCAACUUGAAGGACAGCAUCCACGGCGGGCCAGCCGACGGCAACCGGGGCGCCGGCGCGGUCGGCUCUGCUGACGAGCCGGACGAGCUGGAGCUCCUCCGGAGGGAGUUUGCCGGGACAGGUGCCGCCGGUGCCGGCACCGCCGGUGCUGCCGGUGCCACCGGUGCCGCCGGUGCCGCCGGCACGGCCAGCGCCGCGGCCUACCCCGACGAGCUGGAGGCCCUGCGUUCGGAGUUCUCCGGGAUGAACACCGGUGGCGGGUCCCCCGGAGGGGGGUCGGCCCCGGGCAACAGCAAUGGUGCGUCCUUCCACGAGGCGACCACGCCGCCGCUGCCGCCGGGCGCCGGGGCUGCCGGGCUGGCAGUGGACCCGGCGCACGGGCACACCCAUUCCCACUCCCCGGGGUCCGGGACCGGGGCCGGGGCCGGGGUGGCAGCAGUGGCGGCCGCAUCCUACGCCACGGCACCCCCUCCGGCCGAUGGCCCGGUGGCGGUCACCCUGCCGGAGGACCUGAUCCGGCAGUUUGAGGCGUUCUCUCAGGCGCAGCUGUCGGCCGGCAUCGAGUCCUGUGCGGUGCUGGCGCUCCCGGCGUCGGCGCUGCCGGCUCCAGGGUCCAACCAUGGUGGCCCCCCUCUCCGGGUGACGCACAUGAUCUUCCCCGAGCAGGAGGGCACCCAGGACCAGUGUGUGACGCUGAACGAGCUGUCCCUGUUUGAAUAUGUCUCCUCGCAGGAUCUGGUUGUCUGCGGGUGGAUCCAUUCGCACCCUAGCCAGCCGCUGAUGCUGAGCUCGAUCGAUCUCCACAUGCACUUCUCGUACCAGGUGUCCUUCCCGCAGGCGAUUGCCAUUGUCUUUGCACCGACCUGCCCAUCGGGCCAGCGGUGGGGUGUGUUCCAACUCACGCCCAAGGGCAUGGCCGAGGUUGGCGCCUGCCGCGUGUCCCCCAGCGAGUUCCAUCAUCACACGUCGCCGCCGUCCGAGCUCUUCCGUCAGGUGCUGGCUGACACCGCCCAUGGUGGCGAUCGUGUUGUCGUGAAGGACCUCCGCCAUUAGAGUUUCCCGGGCCCUUCUCUUUGGCCCCCCCCCCUUGUACAUGUAGUAAUAGUCCCCACAGAUGGGGGUGUGUCUUUGG